Molecule: messenger RNA, 2321 nt
Organism: Triticum aestivum (bread wheat)
Lineage: Eukaryota; Viridiplantae; Streptophyta; Magnoliopsida; Poales; Poaceae
Product: protein NRT1/ PTR FAMILY 8.5
Exons: 5
Coding region: 671-2215 (514 amino acids)
Biological process (GO): transmembrane transport
Cellular component (GO): membrane
Molecular function (GO): transmembrane transporter activity
Source: RefSeq, a predicted model, not a curated record
CGCAGCGGUCUCUGGUUGCCCUGUCCAGCUUUCAGAUCCUCUCUUGGUCUCGCUCUCGCCUAUAAUCACACGCACACGCACAAAAUGGUCAGAACAUGCUACCAGCGGGAGCUCAGCUUCUUAAGACGUCGGGCAGGCCAGCCAUUAGAGCAGAGGAGUCUUCAGCCACCGUACCGGCCAUGGCCUCCGGCAGCGAGCAGCGAGAGCAAGCAGUAGCCCUGCUCGACCACCCUCCCGCCGAGGGAUUUCUGUCGCAGGGAGCGGCAGAGGCGUACACCACCGACGGGUCUCUCGACUUGGACGGCAACCCGGCGCUGAAGCAGCGCACGGGUGGAUGGCGCGCUUGCCGCACACUUCUCGGCAUGUUUGUUCCAAACCAGGUCUCCCUUCAUGACCGCUAUAUUGAAGACUUCAGCAACCCUAGCCGUGAUCCAGAUCAGAACACAUAUGCUCUGCCUCCUUGCAUACAACCACCGUCGUUCUUCUCAUCCAUGCUGGUUCCCACAAUCCAACCGCAUGCACGGUUGCGCGGAAGAGCAAUAUGCGUGCAGUAUAUUUUCCAUUCAUUUUCACUUAUUGAUGGGGAUGUGCAGCUAUUGAAUUCUGCUACAACCUAUCGAUCAAUGGGAUCACGUGCAACCUCAUCACGUACCUCACCGUCUUCCUGGGCAUGGGCAAUGUUGCGGCUGCAAGAAGUGUCUCCACCUGGCAGGCAACAAGCUCCGUCAUCCCACUGGCCGGCGCCAUCUUGGCCGACUCCUACUGGGGAAGGUACCGCACCAUGGUCAUCUCCUUCUCCACCUUCGCGGUGGGGAUGAUCCUGACAGCUCUCUCGGCGUACCUGCCGUUGCUCGUCAAGAACGGCAUAUCGAACGUGGUGUCGGUUCAGGAGUCCAUCCUCUUUCUGGGCCUUUACAUUAUCGCAGUCGGAGUAGGCGGUCUCCGGCCAUGCCUGAUGUCCUUUGGUGCCGACCAGUUCGACGACGGCGACCCGCUGGAGCGCAGGGCGAAAGGCCCCUUCUUCAACUGGUACGUGUUCACCAUGUACUGCGGGUCGACGAUAGCAAGCACCGGCAUCGUGUGGGUUCAGGACCACUACGGCUGGGCACUGGGCCCGACGAUCCUGGCAGCGGUCCUCGCCGGCGGGCUCUCCUGCCUGGUUGCGACAUCGCGCAAGUACAGGUUUCAGCCAACCCGUGGCAGCCCACUCACCGGAGUGUGCCAGGUCGUCGUUGCCGCCGUCAGAAACUUCAACGUCCAGUUGCCGUCCGAUAGCUCUCUCCUCUACGAGCUGCCAGAGGACAAUCCUGUGAUGAAGGGAUUUGAGAGGAUAGAGCACACUACCGAUCUUCAAUUCUUUGACAAGGCAGCCAUUGUCGCGCCGUCGAACAAGGAGGUGGAGGAGGCAGACGCGCCGGCGUUGCGCGGUCCAUGGAGGCUCUGUGCCGUGACGCAGGUGGAGGAGCUCAAGAUCCUCGUGAGGAUGCUGCCGCUCUUGGCCACCAUCGUGUUCUUCUACGCCGUGGCGGCACAGGUCCCGUCAACUUUCGUGGAGCAGGGCAUGGCGAUGGACACCACCGUCGGCUCGGCGCGCAUCCCGUCCGCGUCCAUGUCCACCUUCAACGUGCUCACCAUCGUCGUCCUGAUCCCGCUCUACGACCGGGUGUUCGUGCCGGUGGCCAGGCGGCUCACCGGGAGGGAGAACGGCAUCUCGGGGCUGCAGAGGAUUGGCGCCGGCCUCGCCAUGCCGGUGCUCAGCAUGGGCGCCGCGGCGUUUCUCGAGACGGCACGCCUCCGCGCGGCAAAGGCGUCUCCGCGGGCGCCGAAUGGGACCAGCGUGUUGUGGCAGGUGCCACAGUACGCGCUGGAGGGCGUGGGCCAGGUGCUCACCACCGUCGGGCAGUUCAGCUUCUUCUACAGCCAGGCGCCGCCCGCGAUGAAGACAGUAUGCACGGCGCUCGGGCUCCUCUCGAUAACAGCCGGGGAGUACCUGAGCUCGCUCCUGCUGACGGCCGUGCAGUGGGCGACGGCGACCGGCGGCGCGCCGGGGUGGAUCCCCGACGACCUCAACGAGGGGCACUUGGAUCGCUUCUUCUGGAUGAUGGCCGGACUGGGCUGCCUCAAUCUGAUGGCUUUUGUGAGCUGCGCCAUGAGGUACAAAUCAAGGAAGGCUAAAUGCCAACGAUGUGGCAGCAAUUUCGUCGAUAAUCGUUAGCCAUGUUCACCAAUAUGAAGACAGCUUGACGUAUAGAACGAUUCACAUUCGUACAGAAGAGGGAAAUUGGAUCAUCAACUUUGGCUAGAGUUUCCGCCGCUCGAAA